AUACAUUCCACGUGAAAUAAUCAUUGAUCGCUACCCGACGGUGGUUCCUUCCCUUACAGAAUAGUUGCAGAAAUCUCGUAAAAAUGCCGCUUGAAUUUGAGAUAGCUCCCGGUCGUAUGAUUGGAGGGGAUCAUCCAUGCUUCGUUAUUGCAGAGAUUGGUCAAAACCAUCAGGGAGACAUCAAAAUAGCAAAGCAAAUGAUUAAAAUAGUCAAGGAAGCAGGAGCCGACUGUGCCAAAUUUCAGAAAUCAGAAUUACAAUACAAGUUCAAUAAAGCGGCUUUAGCUCGCCCUUACAAGUCCAAGAACUCCUUUGGAAAGACUUAUGGAGAACAUAAACGCUUCUUGGAGUUCAGUCAUGAUCAGUAUCAAGAGCUGAAGGAUUACGCAAAGGAAGUUGGCAUCUACUUUACAGCAUCGGGCAUGGAUGAGGCGGCGAUGGAGUUUUUGCAUAAAUUGGACGUUCCUUUCUUCAAAGUUGGCUCAGGUGAUACCAACAAUCUUCCAUUUCUUACAAAAUCUGCCAAGAAAGGCCGACCAAUGGUGGUAUCUUCUGGGAUGCAAUCCAUGGAUACAAUGAAGAAGGUUUACCAAACCCUGAAAGUUGAGAAUGUCAAUUUCUGCAUGCUACAAUGCACCAGUGCCUAUCCAUUGGAGCCAGAAGAUGUGCAUCUUAGAAUUCUUGAGGAAUACAAGAAGGAGUUUCCAGACAUUCCGAUUGGUUAUUCAGGUCAUGAGAGUGGACAAACAAUCACCCUAGGUGCCGUUGCUUUGGGAGCUAAAGUAAUAGAGAGGCAUAUAACACUAGACAAAACCUGGAAGGGCAGUGACCAUGAAGCGUCUUUAGAACCACAUGAACUGAAGGAGCUUAUCACAAAAAUCAGGUUUCUUGAAAGAGCCUUGGGGUCAAGGGUUAAAGAGAUGCGACAAUGUGAGCUUGCUUGUCAUAACAAGCUUGGUAAGAGUGUAGUUGCUGCAAAGGACAUCCCAGAAGGGACCAUUCUUUCUGAAGAUAUGCUGACUGUGAAAGUUGCAGAACCCAAGGGCUAUGCUCCGGAAAACAUCUAUGACUUGAUUGGUCAGAAAACAUUAAAAGCUUUUGAAUAUGAUGAUUCAGUUCAGGAGGAAGAUGUUACUAAAGCUUAGUGACAACAGUACAACGCCAUAAUCUCUCAAUUAAUGGAGGUAUUAUUCAAACAAAUGAAAUCUUUCAAAUGUUUAUUAAGAGUGAGAAUGAUAUAAAUAUUGUUAUACUCAUCCGGUAAGGAAUGAUAUAUAAAAUGCAUAUUUUGUUUGUAAUAGUGUUUGAUUCUUUAGUGUGAAUGCUUAGUGCAUUAUCUCGAAUGGACCAGGUGUAUAUUUAUUGGGUCACUUUUCCUUAAGUGCCUUGAGAUAAUUUAUUUGGCAACUCAUUAUUACAGAGACUUCAACCACAGUCAUUCCUACUUUCAAAAUGGCUUUCAUUGUUUUAGUUUGGUGUUAAUUCGUCAAGGUUUGUGUCAAAUUGGUGUACUUGGCACACACAUUAAAUGUAUUAUCAUUGUUUAAAACCACUUCCAAGAAGUGAUUGAUGUGUGCUAUGAAUUGGACAUUAUUUUCUUAUUAUCAUUCAACUACAAAGUAAAUUUCUAUUAAGCAUAAGUAUUUCAGACACGCAAGACCAAAACGAAUUUCACUGUACUAAUAUUCUUUUUUUGUUAUACAAGUGACAAUAAAUCAUUAUUCUAUUCUAUUAUCUUCAAAUGAGUUAAUCAACAAUUACUUUGCUGCAAUUCAAAUUCACAGAAAUGUGCUCUACAUAAUACCGAAUUUACUAUUUAUGAUUGAUGAGAAAACAGAAUAAGCCGUUGCAAACUUUUUACAAACCAAAAGGACCCAUGGUAUAAAUGCAAAGAAAUAGUUAAUGGCCCGACAUUUCAACCCUCAACCAAGGGUGGGAACGGGGAGAAAAGUAAUUAAUUAGUGAAUAAAGUAGACUAAAAAGGGGGAUAUACCCCUAUGUGGUAAAAGGCAACAGACGAAUACAUUGGUCAUUUCCUUCUUGGAUGUUUAGACCAUGGGUUUGAAUUGUCUGAAGGCGCACAGAGAGACUGUUUCCGAGAAAGACUCUGCUAGGGUCGAAAUGUCAGGCCAUUAACUACUUAAGACAAUUAUAAUUGAUGUUAAAUAUUUUAGCAGCAUGUGUCACUAAUAGCUUAAACAUCUGUCGAAGUUGUGUUUUUUUAGUUUGCAUAACAGAAACCCCACCAGAUAAAUAAACAUGUUUUUCCAGGAUUUUAGUUAUGUACAAAAUAUAUUAUUUGCAAUUAUUAACAAAAACAAACAAAGAUGAAAGCUUUCUGAUUCUAAUGAACAAUUGUUUCGUCUGAAAUAUUGUCAAAUCAGAGGAAAUAGAAGUCAAGUUGAAUGAAGCUUGUUAUGAGCGGUCACACAAUCUCUAACAAUACAAAAACGCGGUUUUUAUCUUCAAUUAAAACGUGUUCAAUUUGAUGUUAUUUUCACAGAUUGAUCAAUGUGUUUAAGGAAAGCAAGAAUAUAUUAAUAAGUUAUGCUGUCCCUUUACUUUCUCUAUUCAAACAUGUCAAAUACAAUGGUCUCACCAUUAACUCAAAAGUAAAGUAACUUCUAGAUAAUCAAGAUUGUAGAUGAGAAGAGAACUUGGAGUAAUCAUUAAAUCUAUUCUGAAAUUAUA
Molecule: messenger RNA, 2691 nt
Organism: Asterias rubens (European starfish)
Lineage: Eukaryota; Metazoa; Echinodermata; Asteroidea; Forcipulatida; Asteriidae
Product: sialic acid synthase-like
Exons: 7
Coding region: 84-1145 (353 amino acids)
Biological process (GO): carbohydrate biosynthetic process
Molecular function (GO): N-acylneuraminate-9-phosphate synthase activity
Source: RefSeq, a predicted model, not a curated record